This is a messenger RNA of Ziziphus jujuba (common jujube), 2805 nucleotides long. RefSeq lists its product as uncharacterized. Bases 314 to 2599 code for a protein of 761 amino acids. NCBI's taxonomy places the organism in Eukaryota, Viridiplantae, Streptophyta, Magnoliopsida, Rosales, Rhamnaceae. The record is from RefSeq and is a predicted model, not a curated record. The transcript is spliced from 2 exons.
AAAAGAUAAUACAGACCCAAAAAACAAAACUAAUCUAACGGCUCUAUUACUUUCAGAAAAUUCCCUCCCCUUCUUACAAAUUUGAAUUACUUUCUCUCUCUUUCUCUUUCUCUUUCUCUUUCUCUCUCCUCCUUAAAUGAAAUAGAAAAACCCCCAAAAAACCUAAUACCAUUUUGAAAACAAAAGAUGUUUCUUGGGCUGCUCACUUCCAUAAUUCUCUUUUCUUUCCCUUAUCUCUUUCUCUCCAUCUUCUAAUUCAAAUUUCUUUUCUCUCCCCAUUUAUUUUCCCAACAUUUUCAGACUUUCCUCAACAAUGGGUACUUGUUUUAGCAAGAAGAAACCCUCUUCUUCUUCUCCUCCCACUAUUCCUUCUUCUGCUGUUGCCGAUUCUGGGAAUGCUGCUAAAUCUUCAGCGACGGUUAUGGCGGAUCUAAACAAUCGCAAACCCGACAACCCCUCCAAAGCUGAAAACACUGAGAUGGUGAAGAUGAAGCUGAAACCAGAGAAGGCUAAGGAAAAGCAAGAACAAGAAGCUGAAGAAGAACAACAACAACCAGCUACGGUGAAAAAGGAGAUCUUUGUCAUCAAACACAGGAAGAGCCAUGAAGGUAGCAGAGAAAGAGAUUCCAAAAACCCAUCUUUCCAACAAAAUGGACUACAAAUUAGAGCAAAAGCCGAUGGGGUUGCUUCGCCUUCGGCUUCUUCGCCAAUCGAAGUGGCUUCUGUUGAAUCGGUGGAAAACAAAGUUCCGGCAGCGGCGGUGGCUAUGGGAGUGGGUGUGAGGACCUCCAGCUGUACUAAAGAAGAGGUGGAUGCCAUUCUCAUACAGUGCGGAAGGCUCAGCCGGAGCUCUUCCGGUAAAGCUGCUUCUUCUUCGGCUUCUUGCGAUCGGGGAAGGAAGUAUUCCGGUUCGAAAAGGAGCUAUGAUUUCGACCACUGCGAGAACGAUGCUGCAAUUGCUGCCUUCGAUGACAAGAAGAAUGAGAACAACGAGUUUGAUGGUGAUGAAAUGGCGACGGAGAAACGCCAUAGCCAUAGGCAAAGAACUCGGCAAUCUUCGAGAGCUUCUCCUUCUUCUCAAGGAAGAAGAAGAACCCCAAGCAGGGAAAGAGACGGCCAGCAAAGAUCCAGUAGCAGAGAGAGACGGGUUAGUCGGUCUCCCGGAAGACGGUCAUCGGAGACCUCUGGAAACAACCAUUCCAGUACUACCAAUGGGGCUGCUACUACCGGUAAUAGCGGUAAUACCGGAAGUACUAAUCGGCCAGGGAAGAUGGUCUCGGUCCCUGCAACCAUUUCUUCCUUGGUGAUGGACAAGAGCAACAAUGGAGAUCAAUCCGCUACAGCCACCAAUGGAACAAUUAAGAGGAUUUCUGUGAAGAGAAAUGUCGGCGAACCAGCAGCAGCAACAAUGGCGGGUUCAAGGACAGCUGCAUCACCUCGUGCUCAGUCUCCUUCAAGAGGAAACGCCAUUGCUAAAGCUUCAAACGAAGUUCAUCAACAUCAACAGCAACAGCAACAACAACAGCCUUCACUCAGCCGAAACUCCUCAAGAAAAGCAGAGCAAUCUCCCUACAGAAGGAACCCAUUGAGCGAAAUUGACCCGAACUCUCUCCAAUAUCCACAAGCACACAACAACAACAACAAUAUCAAUCGGUCACAGCAAACCAAGUUCAAAAGAGAAACUGAUCAGGAAGGUCAAGAAAUCCACUUUGUUCUCAAUCAGAAACCAAAUGUGGAAAUGAACAAGACCAUGAAUAUAGUUCCUCAAGGUGGUUCUAACUACAGAACAAACAGCAGAGGAACAAUGGACAACAACCAUAACAACAACAAGGUUGUGAACCUUCCAGCUCAGCCUCCAAUGGCUGGACCUCAAUCACUGACUAGAACCAGAUCUUCUCGGAGAUCCAGAGAUUUAGACAUCGAUCCAGAAAAUCUCUUGAACCCAACACCAUCUUAUACAAGACUUUUGCUUGAAGACAUCCAGAAUUUCCACCAAAAGAGCACCACCACCACCAACGUUGCCACUGUUGUCUCUCUACCUCCAUGUGUGAGCAAAGCUUGCUCCAUUCUCGAAGCUGUUGCCGAUCUCAAUUCCACUACAAGUUCCAACCUUUCCUGUUCCUUCUCAGAAGACCGAACAACCCCACCACCACCGCCGAGCAAUGGCUAUAACUAUUCAUUGGCUGCCAACCUUGUAGGAAAAAACAUGUCAGAGAAAGACCCGUUUGUGGAAUCCGAGGUAAUAAGCAAUGACGAUCUGACUGAGCCGAGUUUCCAUAAAUAUGUGACAGUGAGAAGAGGAGGAGUAGAUAUGGAGGACCAAGAAUCCUCGGGUAGCAACAGCUUUGUUGGUGGUGUUCAUCAACAGCAAUGGUCUUCCUCGUGGGAACCCAACUCGGCUGAUUCCACAGAUUGCUGGACUUCAAGGUCGAAGAGUCCAGUGAGCAUGGACAUGGCUGAAGCGGAAGCCGAAGAAGAGGCUUGGAGGAGAGUCAGUGGAAGAAAAAGCGGAGGAAUUGGGCGUGGUAGGCUCGGUGGAGCCUCCAAUAAAGGUCUUCAUGCUAUUCCUGUGGCUGCAGCUGCUGCUUCCUCGUAUUAGUGAAAAUGGCUUCUCUUUUUUCCAUUUUUUGUUCAUUAUUUCAGUUUGUAUUAGUACUUUUAGUUGGAUUUCCAGAGGAAGAGAUCUCUCUCUUUUUCUUUUUCUCAGCUGUUCAUGGAGUUGCAAACUUGCAACCACUUUUCUUUCAUUAUUUUUUGUUUUAUUUAGAAUCAAAGCCAUUGAUUUUCCAUGCAUGUUCUAUUGCU